This is a messenger RNA of Oncorhynchus keta (chum salmon), 7270 nucleotides long. RefSeq names its product pleckstrin homology-like domain family B member 1. Gene Ontology annotation, cellular component: basal cortex. The record is from RefSeq and is a predicted model, not a curated record. NCBI's taxonomy places the organism in Eukaryota, Metazoa, Chordata, Actinopteri, Salmoniformes, Salmonidae. The coding region runs from base 443 to 5389 and encodes 1648 amino acids. Gene Ontology annotation, molecular function: protein binding. The transcript has 28 exons. Gene Ontology annotation, biological process: regulation of microtubule cytoskeleton organization.
GGGAGAGAGAGAGAGAGAGAGAGAGAGAGAGAGAGAGAGAGAGAGAGAGAGAGAGAGAGAGAGAGAGAUACUGUGUCCGCAGAGCAGAGUGCAGGACACAUUGCUUUCUCCCUCUUUUUGUCAUGACAGUGUGAUGUGAGAGAGUGUGUUCAGGACAGGGGAGAAGAAAAACAAACUCCUGCUGCACCUCUCCCUCUAUUUGGAUUCCAUCCAGGAUUUUUUUGUUUGGGUUUUGCUGUACAUGACGAAGACCGACAGUGGUGCACUCUACGUGACAAGCUGUGUGUCCUGCUGUUUUUCUUUUGUUGUUACUGGAAACUUGCCCUUAGGUAAAGUAAACUUCCAUCAUGCUUUGUUAGAAGGAUUGACUUUUUCAGACUGACAAUCAGCUGGGAGAGAAGUGGUGUAUGAAAGACUCCAGGAUCUUCAUGUGUCAGAGGGCAUGAUCGACAACGCAGUGGAUAUGGACAGUCUGAACAGGAACUUGCCUGAACGCGGAUGGCAGACCCAUAAGGUGUUACAGAGCACGCCACUGGAUCUGUUUGAGAGUGGCAAGGCGCUGAAGGUCCAGGCAGAGCGCCCCCAUCUGGUCAGUCUGGGCAGUGGCCGUCUCAGUACGGCCAUCACACUGCUGCCCCUUCCCGAAGGCAGGACCACGUUGGGCCAUGGGGCGAUGGACAUCAGCAUCCAGGGCCCAGGAGUUGCCACCCAGCACUGCUACAUAGAGAACCGGGCAGGGAUCAUCACUCUCCACCCCUGUGGGAACCAGUGUGCCAUAGACGGGCUUCCUGUCACCAAACCGGUCCGCCUGUCACAAGGCUGUAUGCUGUGUUUUGGCCAGUCGGCUUUUUUCCGCUUCAACCACCCAGAGGAGGCGUUCAAGAUGAAGAGCAUGAUGCCAGGGGGAAGCAAGGGCUCCGGUGGGAACUACAGAAUCCACUCAGAUACAGAGGGCCUGGUCAAUGGGAACCAUCAGUCAGGAGCGUCCCAGUCGCGCCACCCAGCCCCCGGGGAGAGAGACUCCCGCUCCGAGCAUAGUGCCAUCGUCAGCUCCAUCGAAAAGGACCUCCAGGACAUCAUGGACUCCCUAGUCAUGGAUGAUCCCCAGCCUCCCUCUUCAGACCACCCCAUCCCCCACUCCCCACUGUCCCCCAUGGUCAAUGGAGGAGGCCGAUACCUCCUUUCCCCUCCCACCAGCCCAGGAGCCAUGUCGGUCGGCUCCAGCUAUGAGAACACCUCCCCACCCUUCUCCCCCCUGUCCUCUCCCUCGGCGGCCAGCAGCGCAGGCAGCUACACCAGCCCUUCUCCCAGCGGCUGCCUGGACCCCCAGGACCCAUCCCUGCCCCCUGUGCCGGUCCGCUCAUCCAGCUACAACUACACAACUACACCACCCAUCCCCCAGCCAAGGACCACACUGACCAACUACAGCCCUGGCGGCGGGGUGCAGAGGGUUCCUGAGAGCCCUAAGCACCAGAGGAAAGGUCUCCUGGAGGCCCCCCAGAGCCCCAAGCCAGCCCGCAGAGGUCAGAGCCUGGAUAGCCCAGGGGGGGUGGGUUCAGAGAGCCCUAGACUGACCCACCUAUCUGUUGCCUCAGCCGAUGCCGGGUACAUGGGCAGGAACGCAGUGCCAAGUAGCCCCAGAUUCACGGCCAAGUUCCCCUACACCUCCUCCUCCCCAUCCAGUCCCAGGACGAAAGCGGGUGCCAUCCUCCAGGAGCGCCCGGCCAGCCCUUUCAGAGAGCAAGCGGACCACUCCCUCACCUCCAGCCCUUCCAGACAGCUGCUAUCCCAGCACAGCAGGGCCUUUCAGCCUCCCCUGGACCCAAUCGUCCACAUCAUCCAGGGGGGCUCUCCACUCCAGCAGCACCACCCCUUCCCCCACCCCCGCACACUGCAGCCCCCAGAGAGCCCUCGACUGUCUCGCAGGAACCUUGAGCUCAGCAGCGGGGGUAGCAGCAUGAAGGAGCUCCCUCCUCUCAGCCCCUCCAUGGCUCGCAGAGGGGUGCCUGUUCUCCCGGGGGCUCUCCCUGGAAGUAUCCCCACAUUGAGAACACCUGAGAGCCCAUCAUCAUCAGGGAAGUUGGGAGUCCCGGAGAGCCCCAGGCUCCAACGCAAGGCCGAGUCCCCCGCGGAGGACCAGUUUGGCGGCAGUGUGGUUCGAGCCCGCAGCCCCUCCCCCACCUCAGGGUUGAUGAUGAGCGGGGGAGGGGGGAGGAAGGCCAGCUUUGGAAAUGCCCUCUCCCCAGCUUACAGCCUGGGCUCUCUGUCUGGCUCCUCUCCUCUCGCCAGCCCCAGGGGCCAUAGGAAGAUGUCUGGGGGCCCCCGGGAUCUGAGGGGCCCCCACCCGGGCAUGCGGGAGCGCAAAAACAGCAUCUCUGAGAUCAGCGACAAUGAGGACGAGCUGUUGGAGUACCACCGGCGUCAGAGAGAGGAGAGGCUCAGGGAGCAGGAGAUGGAGAGACUGGAGAGGCAGAGGCUGGAGACCAUCCUGAACCUGUGUGCUGAGUACAACAAGGGUGACGGGCCCUUGGGGGGUGAGGCAGAGGGGAGGAUGGGCUUCCCUGGGGGUCUGGGACCGGGGGAGGGGGCGGCCAGGAGACCCUCUAUGGACAGCUUGGCAGGGUCCAGCUCGCUGCGUCGUAGCAUGGCCCAGAGACAGCAGAGGGAGAGCGACGAGGAGAACCUCAAGGAGGAGUGCAGCAGUACAGAGAGCACCCAUCAGGAGGUGAGGACGCCACUUCCUCCACAGGCCCUCCACAAUGGAGACCGAUACCAGCAUGAGGAGCAGUCUGUUUCUGGCGGCGUGGAGCGGGCAGAGCUGGGUUACCUGGAGGACGAGAGGGUCAGAGUGCUGGCCCGAGUCGACGAGCUCAAAUCACGGAUUACAGAGCUGGAGCAACAGCUACAGGAGUCCAAGCAGGAGGCGGAGAUGGAGCGGGCCCUGCUACAGGGGGAGAGGCAGGCGGAACUGGACCAGAUGGAGGCAGAGACGGAGAUCAUCAGACAGCUGCAACACAAGCGCAAGGAGCUGGAGAACACCAUCCAGAGGGAGAAAGACAAGGCAUUGCCAAAUCCUGGAUGGCUUCCCAAGACCGUAUCUAGUUGGUUUUGCCAUCCCAAGGAGAGGGCAAAUGUUGACGCAGAGCGCCGAGCCCUGGCGAGCCUCCAGGAGGGCUACAGUGAGCUGAAGAACCAGCUUCAUAACUGCCCCGAGUCACUGAGGGAGCAGUUACACGAACAGCUCAAAAGGGAGGGUGAGACCCUGGAGUCAGAGACAAAACAGUUUGAGGACCUGGAGUUCCAGCAGCUGGAGCGAGAAAGCAGCCUGGAGGAGGAGAGGGAGACCAUCAGCCAGCAGCUGCUGCAGGAGAGGGCCGAGUACCACACCAGCAUGGCCAAGAGGAAGGACAAGGUGGCAGCUCUGGAAGGCCAGGCCAGUCAGCUGGGACAGCAGGCAUCUCAGGAGUGUGACAAGCUGGCUAAGGACAGGAACCUUACCCUGCAGAUGCUCCAUAAGGAGAAAGAGAGACUAUCGGCCCUGGAGAAGAGGUACCUCAGCCUUACUGGAGGAAGGACUUUCCCUAAGAGUUCCAGCACCAUGAAAGAGGAGUACAUGAAGCUCUCGGAUGUCUAUAGGAUGUAUGGGAGAGAUUGCCAUGACACCCAACUCACCACUACUGCUCAGCACGGCCUCUCGCUCAUCCUAGACACAGCUGUCCCCUGCGAGGAGUAUUUGACUGUGGGCCAGUUAACUCAGAUCUUUGGGAUGCCGAAGGUCGAGUCCUCCCCUACCUCUCCUCUCCGGCCCCUCCAGUCAGGAGCGGGAGACCCUGCCUUCUCCUGCCUCUCCGUUCCUCACGGUUCCUCCCUCUCUCUCUCUGUUGAGUACCAGCCUGAGCGCAGUAGGCCUCAAAUCCACACUCUCGAUUUAGAGCAGUGGUACCAGGAGGUGAUGGCUGCUGGGGUGAGCAGCCAUCUCUGCCCCCCUCUCCCAGCUAAAUCUCUCUCCCCUCGCAGGCCUAUGCAGGUGUUCCGCUCCAAGCUGGACAGUGAUGCUGGACAGACGGUACAUCAACCCAAAGCAGGCUCCGGAUCCCAUCUGCAGUGUGGAGCUGCCACACUGGGACGCAACACAACCUCCAAGAGCCCACUGAUGGUUCCCAACAGUACCGGCAGUUUGCCACGGAACUUGGCUGCCACCAUGCAGGACAUAGAGACCAAGAGAGCGCUAGCCUUACAGCAGAAAGAGUCCUCCUUGCCUUCCACGCCUGAGUCUCCCUGCUCCACCAUGGACAAUCCCACAGACCGACAGAUAGACAGACAGACCUCUGAGCCUGGGAGCCACCAGGUGAUCGAGGAGCAGCGGCGUCGAUUGGCUGAGCUGAAGCAGCGAGCUGCAGUGGAGGCCCAGUGCCAGUGGGAUGCGCUCCACGGCUCUCAGACCCACCUCAACACCCAGUAUGCCCCUUCCCAUGCCCAAGGCCCUCCCAUGGUGCACCACUCCAUCCUGCACCACCAGCCGCCACCGGCGGGCGAGCAGCCAUACGACACACUGAGUCUGGAGAGCUCUGACAGCAUGGACACCAGCGUCUCCACCGGCAACAACUCAGCCUGCUCCCCCGACAACAUGUCCAGUGCCAGUGGGAUGGACGCGCUGAAGAUCGAGGAGAUGGAGAAGAUGCUGAAAGAAGCCCACCUAGAGAAGGCCAGGCUCAUAGAAUCCAGAGAGCGUGAGAGCCAUGCCCGUAGGCAGAUGCUGGAGGAGGAGAGGAGGCGGCGUGAGGAGGCUGAGAAGAGGCUGCAGGAGGAGACGAUGCACAGGCAGCAGCUGGUGGAUAAGGAGGUGAAGAUGAGAAGCAAGAACUUCUCCCAGGCCCGUCCUAUGACUCGUUACCUGCCCAUCCGCAAGGAGGAGUUUGACCUGCGCUCCCACAUCGAGUCAUCCGGCCACAACGUGGAGACCUCUCACCACGUGAUCCUCACAGAGAAGAUGUGCAAGGGUUACCUGGUCAAGAUGGGCGGCAAGAUCAAGUCGUGGAAGAAACGCUGGUUUGUCUUCGACCGCCUCAAAAGGACCUUCUCCUAUUACGUUGACAAACACGAGACCAAACUGAAAGGAGUCAUCUACUUCCAGGCCAUUGAAGAGGUCUACUACGAUCACUUGCGUAUCGCCACGAAGAAAGGAUUUUUCAACCUCAAUUUGGCCAAUCACUUUUCUGAGCUCCUGCCUCCUCAGUUUCGAAGAGAGAGCCCCAAUCCCUCGUUGACCUUCUGUGUGAAGACUCAUGACAGACUCUACUACAUGGUGGCCCCUGCCCCGGAGGCCAUGAGGAUAUGGAUGGACGUUAUAGUAACCGGAGCCGAGGGCUACACGCAGUUCAUGAACUAAUACUGGAGACUUGCGUACGUUGACAUAAGGAGACUGUUUCAGCAGGAACACUUCAAGUGAUUCAGACCUUUCCUUCUAGCGCCUCUCCCAAUAUUGGGAAAUUGCCUUUUUAUUUUGUUAAGUUCAUUAUAUCUAUUUUUAAUAUUCACGUCUCUCACUUUACAAUAUACAUUUUUUCUCCACUGGUUUUUCUACUUGCUUCUGCCCACUCAUUAAAAAAGGGAGCCCUGGAAGAGACACACACACACUGUAUAUAACCAAACGACAUAACUGUCAGACUUUCUGCUCAAAAGCCUUUCUAUAUUGCCAAAUGGAGAUCUUGUUUUAGUUAGUCUCUUGCGUGAGACCUAUUUUGUCAGUAAAUGUCUUUGAUAGUUUCUUUUUUUUCUUUCUUUUUUUUACACACAUGGAAUAUUGCCAAAAGACAAUGGUUUCAAACAGAUGGUCGUUUUUAUGGAAUGUUUCAAAUAGAAUACAAAGGCAUUUGCCCAAAUCUACUUAAGUUUAUCAGUGAGCGAAAGAUGUAAAUCAUUUAAGAAAUGCUUAAAAGAAAUUCUAUUGAAAAUUGAGAAAACUGAAUUGAAAUCAGUAAGACCAUGACACAACACACCAACUCAGGAGUCCAUAAUUAAAGUUCCACAGAUGAAACUAGAUCUUGAUCCAUCUCUGUGAUCUUACUUUACUGAACUAGAUUCCACUGUGUCCGUCUUACACUACUCCUAAAGACACACACAGUCUGUUUGCCAAGUCCUGAUAACUUGACCCCUUGCGUAAGCAGCCAUUCCAUCACUGCCAGCCUACAACACCAGGAGCUCUAGGGACUACAUAAAUGAGACAACAGUACAUGUCAUUAUAAUAAUGCUAAUCAUUCUGUGCCUUGAUGUGUCGUAAUACUCCUAGUCUGUAACUGUUGAUCGUGCUGGUUUACAAUCUUUGUUAACAGUAUCAGAAUUCAACAGACUUGCAUGGGGAAGGGAGAGGGGAGUCUGAUUGCUGUUUUGAUGCAGCAAUACACAAGUACAUGCGAACAGUAACAUCCCCUGAAUUCCAAGUUCCAUCCCCCACUACAUCCUACGCUCUUGUGUUGAUCUGAGAUGAUUGGUAAAGAGGUGGUAGCUACAUAUGGCUCUCUGAUACGCAAUGUGGAAUUGUCGCCAUAUACUAUUGCUUACACAGAUCUACACAAGUGCACAGGGUAUAUGGGCUUGUUUUCAGACUCAGGGUGCAUUUCAGCUUUAAUAGAAAGUCAAAUGAUCUGGUAGCUUGACAAAUCAUUGUAAAGGACUCGGACAGGUGACACGAUCACAACAUUUAUAAAUCACCAUCUGAAUAUCUUUUUAAAGAAGACUAUGCUGUGAUUUUGAACAUGUAAACCUGGGUGUUUAGGUUUAUUGAGAAGCCUUGUGAAAUGUAGUUCUUUUUCUAUUUAUGGUUAACCUGCCUGAGAUACAGUAGUACUGUAAACUGUCAAGUAGAGGAAAAGAGACUAGUGAGAAAAGACCUUAAUAUAUUUUCCUGUUUAUUUUUUCCCCACACCGAAAUGGGUGCAACCAAAUAUUCAGCAUUGGCCAGAGGUAUAUCAUAGUGUUAUAUAUAAAAAAUGUAUGAAAAUGUAAUUUACUCAUCAUUCAACCAGUAUUGUAUAAAAAGCAAUUUACUUGUUUUUGUCAUUUCAAAAGAAUGGUCAGAAUACACAUCAGUAUACUUAAAAGAACACUCACAGGGUCAUACAACUGUCUACACUCCCUCAACACCGUGUAGAACAUCUCUCACACCAUCUUCAGACUUUAUUAUGUUGACGGUACACUGUUUUAUACGGCACUUUCAUGUAUGGAUUAUAUGGAUAUUGUCAGAUCUAUUAAAACAGAAAUGUUACUGUGA